UUAUAUAGAUGCGCCGCGUAUGCGGAGUUGAUGUGAUUUUGCUUCGAUCAUAUCGGCCGGAUCGUGCCGCACUUUUUGAAAAGGCCACGCUGCAGCGCUGUUGAGUAUUGUACCGGAGUUGGCUGCUUUGAUUAUGUAUUUUGUUGCAUUUUGUAGAUCUAUUUUUCAGAUUCCACUCGCGGAUAUAUUGCUGCUUGUAGAACAAGCAGUGUCCAUGUUGUUACAUGACGUGCAUGGGAGUUGUUAUUGGCUUGUUGUCGUGUAUUCUCCAAAGUCAUGAAGGAUCUGAAACACAAUGGAAAAGGUUCUUCGCAAUUGCAAACCCUUUGUAGAAGUUCUGGCCAUGGCACAUGGACCUAAAGUGCAGCAUUGGACAGCAGAGCAUUUCCAACGUGCCACCACUUGGUGUGUGUAUUUUGAAAAGGCAUACAGCAUGAUGAUUCGCUUGCCGGCGCGGUCCAGUUCAGUUCACAAACAGCUGCAUUCUGAAGUUACCGCUCUUCAAGAGCCAUGGCCCAGCUCUGUACAAUUGGACUUUGCUUACUUAGAACACUGCUUGUCACACAUGUGUUCGGUGCUGCUGAAGAAUCAAUUCGCACCUUCCCCAUUAUUGGCCAUGGCUGCCCGAGCUGGUUUUUCAUCGAAGGAUUUUGUCUUCUGGGCAAAGAAUGUGUGUGUGUACAGGAAGUGUUUGACUUGUUCAAAAGUGACAACCUUGCUGAACGGCUGCAACCUGUAAUCCUUGAAGUGCUGCCUAGCCUGGAUGUUUCGCAGCAUACAAGUGGAGUUGUUAUUCACCAAGACAGCACUGCUGCACUGACAGCGCUUGCAUGUCAGCUUUGCAAUUGCCUUAUUGCUGGCGAUAAAGAACAAUUCACUGGGUUGUCCCCUGAGCAGGAGAGACUCCUUUAUGAAGUGGUGAAAUUAGACGCUGGUCUGGAUAUUAUGCUGACUGUGUGUGCUACUCAUUCAACAAGGGUGCAGUCAGGUCUCAGUACUCAAGCUGAUGAUGACCACCAGUGUGUGAUUCCAUCACGUUUGGCCAGUGAACUGAUUGACUGGCUGCUAUCGUGCAAUGUCCCGUCCACUGCACUGGACACUUCAACCAGGCCGCCACCAGCAGCAACACUAUCGCCCUGUGCACAUUCACACACACUCUUUUUCAGUGAUCCAUCUCUGCUGUCGUCCUGUGCGAUACGGUUUGAUACACUUCUGGACUGCUACGUUCAGCACUUGCUGCACUGGACUGAGAGCUUUGUUCGUGUUGAGCUUUGCGACUGCAGUCUGUCUGAUAUGCAACCAGGAUCGUAUCACUGGCACCAUGCACAGGUGCUGUCUAGCACUGCUAGUGCCAACCAUAGUGACGACGACAAGCUGACACUGAGCCUGUGUGCGUGUCCACCAUCCCUGAAACAUUGGCAAACACUGGUGACAUGUUUCAAGUCACUGGCACAUCAGUAUGGCCCUGUACGCCAGCAAAUCCUGGAGCAGCUGCAGAGGAAAUCACAGUGGACCCAGCAAGAGCAUGGCACUGUGUCGCCACCGAUGCAGUGUCUGCUGUGGAAGGCUGACUUUCAGAACAACAUCUGGGAAGACAUGUUGUCUAACGUAACAUUAGUGUAGCAGUUGGGCUGAUAACGUGGCCUUGUUCCUGUCUUAUGUCCUAUGGCUAUGGGCAUCUCCUCAAUGGUCGUGACGGAACAUGUUUCGACAGUUAUAGAGGGCACAUCACCAGUCGUGCUGUCCCUGAUGCUGGUCAAGAGUUGAGCUGCUUCUCUCAAGACUGCUAGCUACAGUGCAAUGCAUGUACCAUCGAGGAUCUCGAUGGCAGUACAUGUACAUGCACUGGAUAUCAGUAGGUCCUACGGCUCUGCACCCAGCCUGACUCACUGGGCUAUGGCAAUACAUGUACUAGGCAAAAGACAGUGUUGUGCUGCUUGGAAUGAGACUAUACUGUAUCUACAGCAUAGUUAGUCUUUGGUAGAUUUUUAUCCUGAAGCUGAGAAUCAGGUGUAUUUGCUGAAGUAUGUGAGUGUACAUUACGAUCUGUGCUGUGGCCACAUUUGCUACAUAUUUUUCCUGACGAGUGUACGAAAACUUGUUUGAAUCCAUUUUUUUCUCUACACCAUUUCUUCAUAUUUUCAUUGUUUUAUUGCACAUCGUCUCCACCGUUUUACAUUGCAUGAAUGAAGUACACAAAUGUCGGUUCAGCUCGUCUUAUUGAUUGCGGUUAUCAAAUUAUUGUCUCCUCGCCGUUUGUUUACAUAUUUUUAGUAUUUAUUUUUUAAAUAGACUGUCAUGAGCAAUCCGGAAAGGAGUGUCUACUAGUAUUUUCUAUUUUAGGACAUGAAUGGAACACCUGAAUCCUUUCAUACCAUUAUUUAUUCGUUGUGCAUUAUUGUGUAGCGUCAAUUUUAUCUCAAUGAUAACAUUCCAUUUGGGAAAGUGAACUGUAUAUAGAAUUAAGUUCCGAUACGAAAGUCAAUAGCAACCGUGAA
This is a messenger RNA of Sycon ciliatum, 2498 nucleotides long. RefSeq lists its product as uncharacterized. The record is from RefSeq and is a predicted model, not a curated record. Gene Ontology annotation, biological process: interstrand cross-link repair. The coding region runs from base 511 to 1623 and encodes 370 amino acids. Lineage: Eukaryota; Metazoa; Porifera; Calcarea; Leucosolenida; Sycettidae. Gene Ontology annotation, cellular component: Fanconi anaemia nuclear complex. The transcript is spliced from 8 exons.